Messenger RNA from Lachnellula hyalina, 816 nucleotides. RefSeq lists its product as uncharacterized. NCBI's taxonomy places the organism in Eukaryota, Fungi, Ascomycota, Leotiomycetes, Helotiales, Lachnaceae. The transcript is spliced from 2 exons. The coding region runs from base 1 to 816 and encodes 271 amino acids. The record is from RefSeq and is a predicted model, not a curated record.
AUGAAGGCCUCAAUCAUCACUCUUGCUCUCUCCGCGGCUCUUGCCACCGCCCAGAACACCACGGUCCCAUACACCACCUCCACCCUCACCCAGACCAAGUAUCUAGAUCUUGCGCUGCCACAGUCACCGACUGCAGCCCGCAUUGGCCAGGUCACCACUGAGAUCUCAGUCACCACCACCUACUGCCCAGUGACCGGUGCUUCCAGCACCCCAAUUGUCCUGUCUCCCCCAGUCACCGCUGCCUCCUCUGCCAGCACCCCACUCACCACCAGCACCAAGAUCAAGACCAAGACCUACACCAUCAGCAAGUGCGCAGCAACUGUCACCAACUGCCCAUACGGAUCGACCACCACCUCGACCUACGCGACCGUUGUUACAUCCCCAGUCAGCAGCGCAGCCACUGGCUCAGUUACCGGUGGUGCUUCCGUCCCAGCCACUGGCUCAGUCACUGGUGGUGCUUCCGUCCCAGCGAAGUCAGCCUCAUCAGUUGUCGUCUCCGUCCCAGUGACCACCCUCUCCCCACCUGUCAGCACGGCCCCAGCUUCCGCCCCAGCCACGCUCCCAGUCACCUCCGUCGUCACCAUCUCCACCUGCGUACCAACCGUCAUCACCUCCGUGGUGACCGUCUACCCCUCCUCCGCCCCCGCAACCACCGUUGUCUCCUCCGUGAAGAGCUACGGAACUGCUGCCCCAUCGGCCCCAGUCACCUACAGCCCAUCCACCAACACCACCAUCGUUCCCUUCACCGGCGCUGCUUCAGCCCAGAAGGCCGGUGGUCUGUUGAUGGCCGUCGGUCUCGCUGCUUUCCUCUUGUAA